UUCACCUGCGUGACUUCUUGGAAUACACCAAGAACUAAAAUGAACUGGGUUCAAUCGAAGUAAACUCAUUUUACUGUUCUGGAAAUACAAACACGUCAGCGUCAAACACAACUCUUUAUUUCUGAGUUGCACGUGUGGUACACACCCAAGGAAAGAUUGCUCGGGUUUUACAGAUACCAAGACGUCAAGUACUGUUUUGAUUAUGGCGGAAGGCAGUGGUGAAGAAGAAAACCCUUAUUCGUUUCAUAGUUACUCACGAAAAAAUGAACGUAAAUCUACCGAGGGCAAUGAUGUCAAGGAGGAAAAUAGUGUAAAACCAGACUUAGGCCUUGGCAAUGCGCAGACUUGUGAGAAAAAAGUGGUUAUGGAGAAUCUUGGUUCAGGAAGUGACAUGCCAAGGAGAGAGGAAAAUCCGUUUUCAUUCAAACACUUCCUCAAGCGAGAUGCAGGGAACAAUUACCAUAGUACUGGUGCAAGACCAAAAGUUUAUUCUAAUCUAGCCAAUGAAGGUUUUGGACAUUUGGCACCAGAAUCAUCUGAUUCAGAUCCUGGACUGUAUAGCAGAAGCACAACACCUUGUCAUGCUGGAACUCCAGAAUUGACCUCAGUGCUUCCAGAUUUUGUUCAGGAUCAUCUGGUAGUGGAACAAUGUUAUCUGAACCUUUCUGAGAGUUCAAAAACUCCUCAAAUUGCAGUGGAUCUUGAAAAUUUACUGGACUUUACUAUAGACAGCACCACACCAGCACGUGAAACAACGGAUGGUAGCAGCAUUGGAAUUAAUAGAAACCGAUCUCGUCAGUGGAAUGAACCAAAGAGGACUCAUUCAGAUGUGUUGCAAAGUGACAUUCCAUUUGAUUUGACAGGCACCACAGGUAAUCAGAGCUUACCAAAAAGUGUUAGAAAUUACUCAGAACCUGUUCCUCUAGAUUUACCGAGUUUUGAUGGAAGCCCUGUUGAAAGUAAGGGAAGGUCAGUAAUACCUGGAGGUGGUUUUCCAUUUGAUCUCCCUCUUGUUAGUGAAGCUAAAGAUGGGACUGCAUGCACAUCAUUAUCUGGAGUAAGGAGUGGUAUACAGAUUGGUGAAGUGGGGGUAUCUAAGAGUCUACCUGACUUUCUUUCUGAUGGACCAAUUCACAGUGACCGCCAUAAUGGUGUAGAUCAACCUACUGACUGUACAGAUGCAAGUACUAGCAACAGCAUAUCAAGAUCACAGUCCCCAGACCCACAGAGGUUGCAGUUGGAAAAUGGAAGGUUAAGAAGAAAUUUAGAAGUUUUAAGGCAGCAACUGGGAGAUCAAACAAGAAGAGUCCAGUACCUGGAGCAGGAACUGUUGACCAUUCGCUCUAAGGAACGUGAGGAAACAGCAGUACUUGAGAAGGCAAUUGAACAGGUGGCUGACAACUUGAAGAGAGCAACUAGAAGAGCUGUAACUGCAGAAAAUUCUGUCUCCAAGUUGAAACAAGAACUGAAGCUUCUUAUGAGUGAAUUGACACUUCUGCGGCAAGAGAAUCGAGAAUUACGGUGUGGUCAGGCUGGUGCUAGUGCUUCGAUAGAGCCAGAUAAUGAAUCACAGUCACAGCGACUUGCUCAGGAAUUGAGAGUGGCAGCGAACACUGCAGAACAGUCACUUAGGCAACUCUUGACUGGUGUUGGCAACCUGCGUGUUAUUGCAUCAACACUGGAGAAUUUGCAUCGGAUUCAGGACCGGACAGGUGAUUUUGUAGCAGAGUUCGAUGAUGAUGACAGCGGACCAGCACUGUGAAAGAAGUACUUUUCUAAACACUGCUCUUGAGUCUCAUCUGGUUGUGCAGUAUGGUAUUGUUCAAGGUAGGUCAUUUGUAUAUAAAGAUCAUAUUUUGGUGAUGUCCUUUUUUUAAUGCCCAUUUGAGUUCUUAUAAUAAAUGGAAAGAUGAGUGGAAUAACAUUCUUACAUUAUUGCAGCUGCUGGGGUAAUAAUACAUCUCGCAGCAUUUCCAUUUCCAAAGUGUUCAACAGCUUUCUUCAGGAUUUCCAAGAUCAAAUUUUUCAAUAUAAGUGUUAUUUUGGCAUCUGAUUUUUUUUUUGUCUGCAAGCAAAAAGUUUGCUUUUGUGGGUACUGCAUGUUGUCUUAUUGUCUACAGAAGAUCCAUUAAUUUAGUAUUUUUUGUAAUGUAAAUAUUUGUUAGUAAGUCAGGCAAUUUGUGCUAGUUUUAAAUGGUUCUUAACCAAUAUGAUAGCUAUACAGCCACCCUUAUUACUAGAUUUUUGCUAUUGGUAUACAUUAGCUGUUUAUGUUUCUUACUGUCUGCCAUUCUGACAUUAAACAUACAUUUCUUGAUUUCUGAAAAUAAAGUAAGGUUCAGGCCCAGUAGCCCAUAAUGAUUCACCUCUCCUGCAAGUUUUUUUGUUUGACGUUUUAGCUAUUGAGGGAAAAUUAGGAACUUUGUCUGUAGAUCUUCAAAGGAAAUAGCUGAGUUGUAUUAUCAUCCCACAUGCUAAUUUUGUACCGAGUUACUGCUGCUAUUUUCAGUCAUAUUGUAAAAUUGUUCUAAUAUGUAAUGGUAGUACUGGUAUUGUGUUUUAUCUCUUAUUUAAUGAAUGACAAAAAGAAGUUUGAAAAUGUUAUAUUCUGUAACAGUAUAAUUAUAUUUAUUAUUAUUUAAGUGUGCAUACAACUAGUUUUAAAGUUGUUGUAAUUUAUGCUGUAUUUUGUUAUGAAAGCUCAGAAACCCCUUCAUUCAAACAACAUUUUAAAUAAUGUUUGUAGUUGAUAUAUUCUUAAGGGCUUUUCAUACCAUAGUAAAUAAAUUAUCAUUGAAUUUGAAAUGUGAUUCAACAGGAAAUAAAUUUAAAGUCAUAUGAUUGUAUUUUCUCAGUA
Zootermopsis nevadensis is the source of this 2857-nucleotide messenger RNA. RefSeq names its product lethal (3) 04053. NCBI's taxonomy places the organism in Eukaryota, Metazoa, Arthropoda, Insecta, Blattodea, Termopsidae. The record is from RefSeq and is a predicted model, not a curated record. Gene Ontology annotation, cellular component: early endosome; midbody; ciliary basal body. Gene Ontology annotation, biological process: regulation of cytokinesis; positive regulation of cilium assembly; positive regulation of protein localization to cilium.